Molecule: messenger RNA, 1680 nt
Organism: Wickerhamiella sorbophila
Lineage: Eukaryota; Fungi; Ascomycota; Dipodascomycetes; Dipodascales; Trichomonascaceae
Product: 37S ribosomal protein S22, mitochondrial
Exons: 1
Coding region: 1-1680 (559 amino acids)
Biological process (GO): translation
Cellular component (GO): mitochondrial small ribosomal subunit
Molecular function (GO): methyltransferase activity; structural constituent of ribosome
Source: RefSeq, a predicted model, not a curated record
AUGAUCAGACGGGGACUAAGAGUUGGUUGUCGGUGGAGUUCGAAUUUUCAUGGAUACUUGGCACCGAACGAUGAUGUGCCAAUUAUCAAACGUUCUCAGGAUGUCGACACAGAUGGACAAAGCGUUGUAGAGGAGACAAGGGAGUCAAGAUUCGAUCUGGCUACCCUCGAGGGCAAAUCGCCCUCUCCCGGCAUGCUCUAUUUGCCCGAUGAUCUUGCAGACACCGUGCAAACGUUCACAAAACAUUGGGAUCCUCAAUAUUUAAGGCAAAAAGUUUCUGCAUUGUAUAAAGGGCUGGCAAACGGCCAGGCCCAUACGUUUGCCCAGGAGAGUAUUGACGUCGAGACGAAUAUUCUGGGCACGUUUUUACAAAGCUACGCAUCUAUAUCGAAUGCUCUGUUGGAAGUUCAAAAAAGACUAAAGGAUUUCAAUCCAAAACGGAUACUGGAUGUUGGAUACGGUCCGGGCACGGGAGUUCUCGCUGCAUCAGCUAUAUUUCCUAGUUUGGAGCGCAAAGUCGCAGUCAUUUUCGGGCAUCCUAGGAUGGAGCGACGUGCAAAACAGCUUUUGCGUGUGUUGGAAGAGGAUUUACUCGAAGAGCAGCACACUAAUAUCAAGGACGAGAUGCCAGGAGCAAAUUCGGUUCUCGACUAUGAUUUGAUUAUUUCUACGCAUCAAUUGUACCACUCGGGGCCCGACGGCAAAGACAUUGUUGACAGCCAUGCCCAACGGCUGAUCAAUUUACUUUCUCCAGGCGGUGUUUUAUUAUUUGUCGAGCGAGGCGAUCCGCUAGGAUUCGAGUCCAUUGCUCGAGCCCGCCAGGUUCUUAUUCGGCCGGAGAACCAGAGCCAGCAGCCGUCAAAAUGGGCACUUCGGAAAACACCUGCCCCCGAAAGUGCCAUUUUUGGAGUCCGGGUUGUCGCACCAUGUGUUCACCAUAAACAGUGUCCUCUUCAGGUUGGCCUGGAGAACCGACAGGCUAUGAAAAACCCGGCCAGUGCAAACUGGUGUCGAUUCAACCAAAAUGUACAUAGACCCCGAUUCACUAUGGAGUUGAAGAAAGGUCAAUAUCUAUCCCAACCAUGGGAUCCCUCAGUUGACGAGGAAUAUGGUCGAGGCAGAGGUGGCAAGGCACUUGCUGGCAAGGGCAGGCCCUUUGGUUCGGCAAAUGAGUCGGCCACAUUCAGUUAUCUGGCCAUUGAGCGGGCCACCAAAGUCUGCGAAGAUGAACCCGCACCUGAAGCGCCGGGUCCUCGAAUCUUAAAGCACCCAUUGAAACGGCACAAACACGUUCUUAUGGAGGUCUGUGCGCCGUCGGGGAAUAUUGAACACUGGACGGUGGCCAGAUCACAAGGCAAGCAAGCAUAUCACGACGCCCGCAAAGCUAAUGGCGGCGACAUUUGGAUGCUUGGGGCCAAGUCUGUGCAACAACGAGGGGGCCUGAAAAAGAGCGGCAAGUCGGACCUUGAGCUUGAAGAAAACGGCACAAAGCCAGUGGAUGUGUGGAAUGUCAAAAAGGAAAGCAUUGAGGAAGUCGAUGAGCCGUCGCUCGUGGACGCUCUUUCUCAAUUCGAUCCAGAGACGGAACUUGCUUCAGGAGAUAUCCAGACUGGCCGUGCCGACAAGGUGAUGAGCAAGCGCAAACAAAAGCGGUUCAGCAAAAAAUGGAAUCGCGCUUAA